AGUGGAUCUUUCUCUGCUCAUAUAAAUCUAUGUGCUCAUCUGAGUAGAAGCGGCAGUGUAAUCGUUUCCACUUGCAAUAGCUUGUAAUAGCAUUUGAUGCAGGAAUGGCUUCGUGGGACAUGGUGAGUCGAAUGUUCAGAGACAUUGCACAGUUGAAAAACGAAACGGAGAUGCUUCUUGCUGAGGCACAAGCCUUGGAAACAUGGAUCGACAAUGCAUCUUCAGGAACAGUGGAGAUGGACGUGGAAGACAAAGAGCGACGUCUUGAGACUUUAAAUACUGAGGAGCGCGAUCGUGCUUUGAAAGAAGAGACUCUUUGCAACAAAGCGAUGCUGGAGAUGGAGGCUAUUACUCUCUUCGAUAAAGAGUCUGAGAAACGCCGAGGAAAUGAUACACAAUAGUAAUAUCCACCAGCAUGGGCAAAAUUUGGAUGUGGACUCAUUCUAGCGGCAGACUAAAGGAGAGGCGCUGCAGCUGCAAGUUUGUGAGGACACGUAGAAUGAAUUCGACAAUCUCUUUCCCAAAGGUUAAACUCAAGUAUGCUCAUCAUAUUCGAUUUCAACCUAAAUCUCCAGCCCGUCCUACCCAUCUAAUUCUCCUCAAUCAGCCAGACAUAUGAGCAAAGCAGUGUGUACUUUGAUAAGUUAUUGGGGAGAUAAAGUGGAAUGCAUUCGUGAUAUCCAAAUAAAUUCUAUUUUUAUGUUGC
This is a messenger RNA of Marchantia polymorpha subsp. ruderalis, 706 nucleotides long. The record is from the annotation of a GenBank genome assembly. NCBI's taxonomy places the organism in Eukaryota, Viridiplantae, Streptophyta, Marchantiopsida, Marchantiales, Marchantiaceae.